AUGCAGAACUUUGUGUUCGAGAUGGACCCGAAGGACCCGAAGACGCUCAAGCGGACUGUUCUACGGGAUAUGCUCGACUUCCGUUUGCCCACGAGCUGGGUCCGCCUCGCACUGAGCGCCGAAGGUGAGCAGGAGACGGCGCUGCAGACAUCUCUGUGUGAUGCCAACUCGCCGCUCAACCUAGACCGAAGCCUUCCCGAUCGGAUCAAGAAUCUUUUCAUGUACAAGGCCUCGACAAAGGCACCUACGUCCGAGUCCGAGGACGUGAAGAUGCUGAGCACCUCAGAAACCGGAGUCUACGCUCCCCUAGAUCCGAACGACGUCAUAAAAGUCCAGCAAACCCAGAACAACACCACGAUCGAAAUUGAAUAG
Molecule: messenger RNA, 372 nt
Organism: Cladophialophora psammophila CBS 110553
Lineage: Eukaryota; Fungi; Ascomycota; Eurotiomycetes; Chaetothyriales; Herpotrichiellaceae
Exons: 1
Coding region: 1-372 (123 amino acids)
Source: RefSeq, a predicted model, not a curated record